Pelobates cultripes (western spadefoot toad) is the source of this 732-nucleotide messenger RNA. The record is from the annotation of a GenBank genome assembly. NCBI's taxonomy places the organism in Eukaryota, Metazoa, Chordata, Amphibia, Anura, Pelobatidae.
AUGUCUGCAAUCCGAUAUACACCAAGACAUGUCUGCAAUCCGAUAUACACCAAGACAUGUCCGCAAUCCGAUAUACACCAAGACAUGUCCACAAUCCGAUAUACACCAAGACAUGUCUGCAAUCCGAUAUACACCAAGACAUGUCCGCAAUCCGAUAUACACCAAGACAUGUCACCAAGACAUGUCAAUCCGAUAUACACCAAGACAUGUCCGCAAUCUGAUAUACACCAAGACAUGUCCGCAAUCCGAUAUACACCAAGACAUGUCCGAUAUACAAUGUCUGAUAUACACCAAGACAUAUCCGCAAUCCGAUAUACACCAAGACAUGUCCACAAUCCGAUAUACACCAAGACAUGUCCACAAUCCGAUAUACACCAAGACAUGUCUGCAAUCCGAUAUACACCAAGACAUGUCUGCAAUCCGAUAUACACCAAGACAUGUCCGCAAUCUGAUAUACACCAAGACAUGUCUGCAAUCCGAUAUACACCAAGACAUAUCCGCAAUCCGAUAUACACCAAGACAUGUCCGCAAUCCGAUAUACACCAAGACAUAUCCGCAAUCCGAUAUACACCAAGACAUGUCCACAAUCCGAUAUACACCAAGACAUGUCCACAAUCCGAUAUACACCAAGACAUGUCCACAAUCCGAUAUACACCAAGACAUGUCUGCAAUCCGAUAUACACCAAGACAUGUCCGCAAUCCGAUAUACACCAAGACAUGUCCGCAAUCUGA